GACACACACACACACCCCGACGUUCCACUGAGAUAUUGCGAUCUGUGAGCAGCAGUAGCAGUAGUGGCAGCGAGACCAUGACAAGCAACUGUUCGUUUGAAGGGGUGGACGAGCUGAUGAGAUAUUUGGAGCUGGCUAUCUACAUGCCCAUCUUCCUCCUUGGUGUGAUUCUUAAUGUUGCAGCACUCUUAGUCUUCUGCCUCUUGCUGCGGAAAUGGACGGAGUCAACUAUCUACAUGACCAGCUUGGCCCUGAUGGACCUGCUCCUCCUCUUCCCUCUUCCCUUCAAAAUGCACUCCACCAAUCACCGCUGGCCCGGCCACCUCCAGCCUCUCUGUUCGGUGUUGGAGAGCCUGUAUUUUGUUGGGAUAUACGGCAGCAUCUACACCAUCAUGUGUAUAGCUGUAGACCGAUGGCUGGCUAUCUGUCACCCAUUCAAAGCCAAGCAGCUGCGUUCACCCAAAGCGGCUCUGGGGACCUGCAUCGGGGUGUGGGUGCUGGUGCUGACAGCGAUGUCUCCCACCGUCUAUCAGUUCAGGGAGGCUGAUUUGACGGACUUCCAUUGCUUCCACAGGUUUUCAGCAAAAGGCUGGAGCCCUCCGGUUAUUAUCUGCCUGCAGGUGUUUGGGUUCCUGCUGCCCGCGCUGGUGUUGGUUUACUGCUCAGUCCAGACCAUUGUGGCGCUUAAGCAGUCCGGCCAGCGCAGUGCCCAGAGCCGAGCCUGUGUGAAGAUCAUCUACAGCAGUCUGAGUGCCUUCCUGCUGCCUUUCACCCCCAGCCACCUGGCCAUUCUCUUGCAAUUCUUGGUACGCCAAGGAAUAAUUCAGGACUGCAGCAACAAGACCAGGAUCAGCCUGUUCAUACAGAUAGCUAUGUGCCUGUCCAACAUCACCUGCUGUCUGGACGCUCUGUGCUACUACUUCAUUGCUCGUGAGGUGAGGAGCACCAAACACACCUUCAGGAUAUCAAUGGUCAGCCAAAGAAGAGCCACCUUCAGCACCUCAGAGGUCUGAACACAGAGACAAUGCAAGUUCAAAUUUAUAUUUGCCCUCAGAGGACGGCUGGUGGUGAAUACCAGAUUUGGCUUCCUGAUUUUAGGAGGGGAUUUAAACUAAUAAAGAGCCGGUAUUGUUUCCAGAAGGUGAUAAUGUAGCCUGCACUAAGAGUAACAGGGUCAGAGUGCAAGCUCAGUUAACCACAGUGCUUGAAAGUAAGGUGAAAAUGUAGCACAGGGAGAGGAUCUGACAAGAUGUGAUACACGAUUUGGUCCAGUGACAGGAAGCCUGUAACUUAGGUAACUGUAGACAGCUCUCAGAAUUUCGGCUGCAAAAAACAAACCCACAAGCCACAAUGUGACUUAUUCUUAUGAUGAUUAAUGGAUGAGCUUGUGAUUUGGUUAGGCACUUCCAGAUCAUCCAGUCCUACACGCUGAGAAAACUGAUGAGGGCUACGAUGCAUUUUAAAGCAGUUAAACUGAGCAGUGGCAGCUUGUUGCAGAGCUUUGUGUCUAUUGUGUUCAACAGUGAAGUCAAAGGAGCUCUUACUGUUGUCAAGACCAACCAUUAAAAAUCUGAGACCGGUUUGAUUCCAUAGAUAGUCAUUGAAUUGUAUAACUUCUUGUAACUAACUAUAACAAUUAUAGGUUUUAUUCUUGUAGCAUCUCUCAUAUAAAAUUCAUAUUUGCAUAAAAAGUCAACCUGAAAAAAUAAUUUAAACUCAAGCAAGUAAAUAAACUGAACCUACAUAUUUAUUCAAACGUUAAUUUAAAAAUUCACUUACCUAGGAGAUGACUACAUCAGGGCACCGAGCAGUUGAGAUCUGAAAAACACACAAAUGUAACUGAUUAAUAUAAAUUGAUAAUUACUGAGAAAGAUCACUUUCAAGUAAUUUUAUCUAUCAGUGAUUAAAAAAAAAUCUAGAUAUAUGGCAUCAGAUAUAUAUUUAGCCCAUAAAUGUUGGGUAUUCUGAUGUGUUCAUUUUAAUUAAUCAUGGACAGAAGAUACAAUUACGUAUCCAUCCAAUAAAUUACUUUAUAGUCUAAAAACAACACCUGAGGCUCAGAAACAAAUAUUUUCUAUAGAAUUAAACUUAUACAAAAUUAUUAAAGCAAACUCAAAUAAUGUUCAUACUUAACACAUUUAAUAUAGUUGCCCUGAUAUGAAUGAGGAAGCAAAUAAGUGGAAAGGUCUGCUGAACAUUUUGACUGACUGUAAAGUCACCACAAUGUGUAUAUAUGACAUAAAUGUAUUUUUUAUUAAAUUAGAUUUUUGU
Molecule: messenger RNA, 2271 nt
Organism: Plectropomus leopardus (leopard coralgrouper)
Lineage: Eukaryota; Metazoa; Chordata; Actinopteri; Perciformes; Serranidae
Product: G protein-coupled receptor 55
Biological process (GO): phospholipase C-activating G protein-coupled receptor signaling pathway; positive regulation of Rho protein signal transduction
Cellular component (GO): plasma membrane
Molecular function (GO): G protein-coupled receptor activity
Source: RefSeq, a predicted model, not a curated record